This is a messenger RNA of Cicer arietinum (chickpea), 1621 nucleotides long. RefSeq lists its product as uncharacterized. NCBI's taxonomy places the organism in Eukaryota, Viridiplantae, Streptophyta, Magnoliopsida, Fabales, Fabaceae. The record is from RefSeq and is a predicted model, not a curated record.
AAUUUAGAACCACGGGUUCUGAAUUGCUUGGAACUUGAAUUGCUUGGUUCCUAAUUGACCCCAAAAAAAAAAAGAAUUGGUUGGUUCCUUCAUCACAAUUACGAGUAGUUUUUCUGCUUCCGGUCAAGCCGUGUAUCAGCGGUCAAUGGUCAACAUCAUCGACGUUAAAAAGCCGCCGAGAAAGCAAGGUCGUUCAACAUUAGUAUUAAAACUCUUCCCUCUUUGUGAACCAUUCCAUCUGGCUUUUAACGACGUUAAUUUCCGUAUAUCAUUAUCCAUCUAGAGUGUUAGUUAAGGUUUACCGUUACUACCAUGGAUUUCCAGAAUCGAAGGGUUCGGUUGCUCGUAAUUGUUGCCGCCGUCAUUGUUCUUAGUAUCACAGCUGAAAAAUGCAGGGAGCUUGUCGGUGAGGAGGGGUCAUCCCAAAGUGGAAAAUUCACAAUCUUGAACUGCUUUGAUAUGGGCUCUGGAACUUUGGCAUGUGCUGUAAAGGAAGGCGUCAAGCUCUAUUUUUACAAUAUUAGAUCUUCUCACGUUGAAAAAGCAAGGCAACGAGCGAUCGAGACUGCUCUUGUUGACGCUGUUAGUCAGGGGAUGUCUCCAACAGAUUCAGCAAAAUACGCACAGAAAGAAAGUAAAAAGGCAGCAAAAUUGGCCUCCCGUCAAGCCAAGCGGAUUAUAGGCCCCAUCAUAUCUUCUGGAUGGGACUUUUUCGAAGCUAUUUACUAUGGUGGUACAGUCACGGAAGGGUUCCUUAGGGGUACUGGUACUUUGUUUGGUGCGUACGGGGGAGGAUUCGUCGGGGAGCAAAGCCUUGGCAGAAUUGGCUAUCUUGUUGGAAGUCACAUGGGCAGUUGGGUUGGUGGCAGAAUUGGAUUAAUGGUUUACGACGUGGUUAAUGGAGUGCAUUUGUUGUUGCAAUUCGUUCAAACAGGCGAAAUUGAAGUUCAGAAAACAUCAGUUGAUGAAGCUUCGGAUGCUCUAGAAACUUCCUUUGAUGGUGAAGUUCCUACUUAUGACAGCUCUGAAAGUUCCAAUCUAUAUGAAUCAUCUCCCAGCGAAGAAUCCAAUGCGUAUGAAUCUACUGAAUAUCAGAGCUAUGAAACAUAUGACAAUUCUGAACUGAGAUGAAAAUUUGAAGUUCAUUUAUUGAUAUUUGUGCAAAAAAUUUAGGUGGAUAACAUGUGUUUUUUUCCCUUUCAAUUUCAUUGUCUCUGCUUCAACAUAGUUGUAUAAAUUUAACUAUUUUUUACAUACAUGCACAUUCAACUGUAUUACAUUUUAUCUUCUGAGCGUUGCACAUGUUGUAUUUUGAUGCAAUCUAUUCUUGGUCAACAAUGGGAGCUGUUGUCAUGUGAACCCAAAAUGAAGCAAUGAGACAGAAAUGAAAAUAAGAGAUAACAAUGGAUGAAUUGUAGUAUUUUAUUGGAACAAGACUCCCAACUCCCCACAGAGCUAGACUCCUUUCAGAGAAAUACACUCUGCCCAAAACACCUUCCCUCUCCACUUCAGUAGUGAUCCUCUCCAUUUCUUAAAAUAAAUGGACAUCACUGUUAAUAUGAUUUUAGUGUAUAGAUAUCUAAUUAAUAUCACAUAUUUUAUGAAUGUGUGGUUGAAUUUA